AUGAUCCCGACAAGAAGAAGUAUUUCAAAAUCCAGGCUAGCCAUAAAGCCGCCGCAGGAGCACAGUACUCAAAAGAUGCAGUCAAGAGGAAACGGAAACGUCAGAGGAAAGUCCACCUCGCUCGGAGACUGGCAAAGGAGAAAAUCAGAAGGUCACCGUUCGUGCGAAGUCCCCUUCUUGGAAUUGAACGAGAAAUUGGAGCGCAGCAGAUAUCAAAACCCUUGCGACAAGAGCAACAAGGUCUCACAUAUGCUAGCCAAAUCAGUCGAAAACAGCUGCACCGAUUUGAACCGUGGCCAAGUGAUUAUACCAUUAAGCAUGUGCUACGCAACAACCGCUCUGGAAUCCUUAUUGCCAUUUGAUGCUGUCAUAUACUGUUUGACGCUUUCGUUCAUUGACACUUCCAUCAGAGUAUGCUUUCCAGACACCGACCAAGAGAUAUGGACAUAUAAUCGGACGAUGGAGCGAGUGCUCUUCCGAGAGCCGUACAGAGUAUGUGUUUAUAUCGCUCUUCCCAAACGAUUCAGUGAUGUAAAACACAUGCUUAUACGCCAUCGUACAAUCUCAGCUCUCUUCUAUCUCCUUGAGCCAUACCGGAUACUUGCUGUAAGUCCAUAUAGAACCCACCAAGGGAUCAAUCAACUAACAAGAUUAGAGCCACAAUGGAUAGUGGUCCAAAUGGCGACUCGUUUCUCGCGCCUCGCAUGUUGCCUGACCUCGGUGAAGGCGGCGAUUAUCGCUGGCCUGCUUUCUGUACGUACAUUCGCCCAUCCAAUUCGCAUUCGUACUGAGUCAUCCUUGUGGUGCUCGUCACCGUGUCCAGAGGGAGACAAAGCACUCUUCGCGAUUGGCACUUCCGAAGGUCUGUAUACUCUAGAAGGAUUGGGAAGUUAUUGGACUCUAUCCAAGAAGCCGUUCGCCAGCGAUGUCUCCAACGGAAAGCCAAUCAUCCAUCGACGUACAGACUCCUCUCAUGCACUUGUUACUAGCGUUGAAUGGCUGUCUUCGACUGUCAUCGCUGCUGGUCUGAAAGACUCAACCGUCUUCCUUCACGAUCUCCGCAGCGGGGGAACUGCAACGCGUCUACAACACCCCCAUGCAGUCACUAAGAUCAGGAACCUUGAUCCUUAUCGGAUCGUUGUGGCAGGGAUAAACUCGCUUCAAAUGUACGACAUCCGGUACGCACCUAACGGUCUACAGCGCAAUCCGAGACCCAAUCAUCCCCGUCACACUUCGACUCGGCCAUAUCUCUCUUUUUCCGACUUCUCACCGGAAAUCAUCCCGGAUUUUGAUAUCAGUCCUGAACUUGGGCUUCUGGCCAGCGCUUCCGACGAGCGCAAGGUUCAAUUGUUCUCCCUUCGUACUGGAGAACAAGUCUCUUCCCCUCUAACGAAAUACCAAUACCCAAAUCCUAUUUCCUCGCUACGGUUUGAAUCGGGCGAUGGAUCAUUGCAUGGGCCUCUGACCCCCACUCUACUGGUCUGCUCUAGUGCUACGGUUGACGAGUGGGUUUGGUAG
This is a messenger RNA of Aspergillus fischeri NRRL 181, 1518 nucleotides long. RefSeq lists its product as uncharacterized. The record is from RefSeq and is a predicted model, not a curated record. Gene Ontology annotation, cellular component: Cul4-RING E3 ubiquitin ligase complex. Lineage: Eukaryota; Fungi; Ascomycota; Eurotiomycetes; Eurotiales; Aspergillaceae. Bases 1 to 1518 code for a protein of 505 amino acids. The transcript is spliced from 7 exons. Gene Ontology annotation, molecular function: protein binding.